AUGGAGUUGCGCACCGAAAAGGAGCUGGCUGAGGAGAUCGACGCUAUGCGCGUCUCCACUCAUUCGGCCGGUCCUCGACAGCCCCUCCCUUCGAGCCAGGCGGAGGGGGCCCCGCCACCGCGUUCAAUGAUCACCAGGGACAUGUCCACGUCCCAGGUGGUCGGACAGGCCGCGAAAAUGGCGGAGGCCGUCCGGAAAUUGGCGACAAAGUUGAAGAACCUUAAAGGUACCUUCGUCCGCCAAUUCAAGAAGGCGGCGACCGGCCUAGAGAAGGCCGUAUCCAUAGUGGCAGGCUGGCUGGACCUCUCGAGGAAGGCUCAGCCCCUCGACGCGCUCAACACGUCCUUGAGCGCGGAGGUCAGCCGGCUGCGCGACAACGCUGCCUCCUUGGAGAGAGAGAAGGGCGCCGUCCAGGCCAAAAUGGACAACGUCCUUCGGGAGAACGGUCGCCUGCAGGGCGAAGUUGACGCCCUGCACGGCGAACUCCGCGACUUGAGGCGAAAUCUCAUGUCUUUAAGGAAGGAGCGGUUAAAGGAGGCGGGAAGCCCUAAGAAACGGCCUUCCGGCCGCCAGUCCCCGCCUCCCCCCGCUCCAUCCCCGCGGGUGGUUACCCCGCCACCUGGACCUUCCGUGCCGCCGGAGCCGGAGGGCCCCUGGGCGACUCCUCUUUCCCCGGUGGGAGAAAGACAAAGCCCUUUGCAGGGGGAGCACUCGGUAUCGCCUGUGGCGUCCCGGGCGCCCACUCCUCCGCCCAGGAGGGCACCGCCAAGCCCCAAGUCCCUCAGGGAGGUGGAGGGCCGCAUCAUGGACGCGAUGCGCUCCCAAUUGUCCAUCUUUUGGGAGCAAAUUUCUGACAAGAAGUGUUUAAUGGUAAUACUGGACUAA
Molecule: messenger RNA, 885 nt
Organism: Pseudomyrmex gracilis
Lineage: Eukaryota; Metazoa; Arthropoda; Insecta; Hymenoptera; Formicidae
Product: serine/arginine repetitive matrix protein 1-like
Exons: 2
Coding region: 1-885 (294 amino acids)
Source: RefSeq, a predicted model, not a curated record